Molecule: messenger RNA, 2774 nt
Organism: Astyanax mexicanus (Mexican tetra)
Lineage: Eukaryota; Metazoa; Chordata; Actinopteri; Characiformes; Acestrorhamphidae
Product: cytochrome P450 2M1
Exons: 9
Coding region: 92-1591 (499 amino acids)
Biological process (GO): xenobiotic metabolic process
Cellular component (GO): cytoplasm; intracellular membrane-bounded organelle
Molecular function (GO): oxidoreductase activity, acting on paired donors, with incorporation or reduction of molecular oxygen, reduced flavin or flavoprotein as one donor, and incorporation of one atom of oxygen; heme binding; iron ion binding
Source: RefSeq, a predicted model, not a curated record
GAGAGAGAGAGAGAGAGAGAGAGAGAGAGAGACUAAAACCUACUCGGUUCUGCUCGCCUCUCAACGCAGCGUUAGUUCUCCUGUGUACAGGAUGGAGUUUGUACUAUCUGUGAACUUUUACAUCGCUGUGCUCACUGCUGUUUUCUUCUUAUUCUGGAAGAGUCGGAGAAAAGGAUGUCAGAAGGCUUAUGAGAGGCUGCCUCCAGGUCCCCCUCCUGCUCCAGUGGUGGGAAACUAUUUUCAGCUGCGAGGAAAGGAGCCGUACAAGCAUUACCUUCAGUUUAGUAAAAAGUAUGGCCCUGUUUUCACCGUCUGGUUUGCUAACACUCCUGUUGUGGUGAUCUCUGGAUACCAAGCCUUAAAGGACUCCAUGAUUGGCAUGGGUGAAGAGUUUAGCGGUCGGGCGAACUAUCCCCUCUUACUGAAGGUCUCCAAUGGAUAUGGUGUUUUGGUCAGCAAUGGAGACAGGUGGAAGCAACUGCGGAGAUUUUGUAUCACGACUCUGAAGGACUUUGGCAUGGGUCGACAAAGCAUUGAGGAAAAAGUGAGAGAAGAGACCAGUUAUCUGGUGCAAACCUUCAGCACUUUUGGAGACUCUGCAUUUAAUCCCAAAGACCUGAUAUCUGAGGCAGUGUGCAAUGUGAUCUGUUCAGUUAUGCUCGGCCACAGAUUUGAAUCUGAUGAUCCUCUAUUAAAACUUUUCAUCACAGCUGUUAAUAAAUACUUCCAUUUUCUGAAUAGUCCUACUGGUCAGGCCUACAACAUUUUCCCAAAAAUUGUUAGCUUCUUUCCUGGAAAGAUCCAUGAUGUGCUUUCAGCUGUGCAGGAGACAAAAGCUUCUUUAAAACGUGAGGUAGAGGCACGGUGGAAGACACUGGAUCCUUCCGCACCACCACAGGACUUCAUUGAAGCCUUCCUUUUACGAAUGGAGGAGGAGAAACACAAUCCCAAUACAGAAUUUAAUUAUGAAAACCUGUUGUCCACGUCAUGGAAUCUGUUUAGUGCUGGCAUGGAAACCACCUCCUCCACCCUCAGACAAGGCCUACUUUACAUGAUGAAACAUCCAGAUAUCCAAGCAAAAGUCCAGAAGGAGAUUGAUGAGGUGUUGGGGCCACACCGGAGCCCCUCUAUUGCUGACAGACAGAACAUGCCAUACACAGAUGCAGUCGUUCAUGAGAUCCAGCGCAGCAUAGAUCUCGCCCCUACCUCUGUUCCACAUUACAUGCUUAAUGAUACAGAGUUUAACAACUAUUUAAUUCCAAAGGGAGCCAUAGUUCUUCCUCUACUGUCCUCUGUGCUUUCUGACCCCAAACUUUGGAAGAACCCAGAUUGUUUUGACCCAGAGAAUUUCCUGGAUGAAAAUGGCCGAUUUAAGAAGAAUGAUGGAUUUGUUGCAUUUGGAAUGGGAAAGCGAGCCUGUUUGGGUGAGGCGAUGGCCCGGGUGGAGCUCUUCAUCUUCUUUACGUCUCUCCUCCAGCACUUCACCUUCAAGGCCACUGUCCUGCAGGAGGAGCUCGACACCACUCCUCUGAUCUGCUGCUUUGGACGCAUGCCGCGUUGUUUCGAAUGCUAUGCUGUUCGCAGGACGUAGACAUCAGAGAUAAUUAUUUAAUGAUACAGUCUUUAAAAAAUAUUUUAGUCAUUAUAAGAGAGAACAAACACCUCAUGAAUAGACUCUUUGUUAGGGAUUUUUAGUUUAAGAUACAGGUAAAUGUGACCCGGUGCUUGUAGAAUGGGGUGAUAUAUUUGCUGCACUGUAGACAGGCCUGUUGCAACAGAGCAAGCAAACCAGUCAAUUGCUUAGAGCCCUGAGCUGGCCUGGGAUCCCCAGACAAUGACCAAGGAUAAUUCCAUGCAUCAUAUAACCAGACUGGAACAUUCAUGUCUACUAGUAUCCAUGCACACCAGCGUUUCACUGUCUUUAAAGCACUAGGUGCAUCUGCAACUUUCAAACAGCAGAAAUCUGUUUAAAUCUGAUAUGUUAAGCUAUAAGUUGUGUGCUAAACAUAAACAUUAGCUUUGAGUGAGUGUUUUUAAGGAUUGGUAGUUGCGAACGCAGCAGGUAAUGCUAACUCACCGUAUCUUUUCGGUGGACAUUUUGCUGGAUAUUUUUCUGCAUCCUUCAGAAACUGUGCACAGUAAUAGUUUUAAAUGUUGUUGGGUGGGAUCUAUUUAGCUUAUGGCCCCCAAAUGCCUUGAAACAGCCCUGACCUUGGAUCACCAAAAUGUGCACAUGAGAAAUGAACAAUAAGAGCAUCUGGAUUUAUUUGAUCAUCAUUAUCAUCUUCACCAAUGCAAUAUUUUUACAUUGUAGAUGCAAAUUCUUACUGAACCAUCAAAUAAUGAACACUUUGGCAACAUUACUGUCAGACACAGAGCCAGAAGGGUGAUGUGAAGCUUAUUGUCAGCAGUGGAAAAUAAUAAAUGUUUUUUUUUUAAAUACAUACCUCUCUGCUUCCAGUAGAUGGCGCCUGUUUCUCGGAUAUGGAGUGACCUUGAAGAAAAAUGUAAUAAAUACACUGACUAGGUGGUGGGACACACAAGAUUACUCAAUUGUAGAUCAAUAGUCGUAGUGGUGUGUGUGGGUGUGUAUAGGGGGUAAUAUUCUUGUAAUAUUACCUUCCAGAAGAAGAAAUGUAUUAUUAAUGCAUGUUGUGUCACAGUGGAAGAUUAAAGCUGGAUCCUGGAGCGAGGGUUUAUAAUAGGGCCAAGCAGAACCGAAUGUUGGAUUCUUAAGACAAUAAAAUAAGUUGUAUGGACUCCACCAUCAGUAA